This is a messenger RNA of Aphanomyces astaci, 2131 nucleotides long. RefSeq lists its product as hypothetical. Gene Ontology annotation, biological process: fatty acid beta-oxidation using acyl-CoA oxidase; lipid homeostasis. Gene Ontology annotation, cellular component: peroxisome. NCBI's taxonomy places the organism in Eukaryota, Oomycota, Saprolegniomycetes, Saprolegniales, Verrucalvaceae. The record is from RefSeq and is a predicted model, not a curated record. Bases 16 to 1950 code for a protein of 644 amino acids. The transcript has 12 exons. Gene Ontology annotation, molecular function: acyl-CoA oxidase activity; fatty acid binding; FAD binding.
CGACGUUUUAUUAAGAUGCUGUCGCUACGCACCGCUGGUUCGACGCGCCGCCACCUGUCGACAUUCAACCCGUCCACAGUGUCUCGUCUUCUAGAUCAUGACAACCAUGACACCCGGGCCAAGUUGCGCGAGCUGUUCAAGGACCCGAUCUAUCGGCCGAAAUACAACGUUCCGCUUCACGAAGAGAGAGAACUGGCGUACAAACGGUUGAAGAAACUUUGCGAGCGCAACAUCAUCUCUGUGAAGGACUUCCGCACAAACCCCCGAAACAUCUUCACCACCCACGAAAUCGCCGGCAUGUGCGACGGCGCCAUGGCCACUAAAAUGACGGUUCAAUUCAAUCUCUUUGGUGGGACCGUGUUGAAACUCGGCACGGAUCGACACCACGGCGCCUUCCUUGAUGGCAUCGAUCGCUUUGAAAACGUCGGAUGCUUUGGGCUGACGGAGCUCGGGUACGGCAACAACGCUGUGGAGAUGGAAACCACCGCCACGUACGACGCGGCCACGGAGGAAUUCGUCAUCAACACGCCCUCCACCAAGGCCCAGAAAUACUGGAUCACCAAUUCGGCUCUUCAUGCGCAGUUUGCCGUGGUGUUUGCCAGGCUGUUGACGGGCGGCAAGGACGAAGGCAUCCAUGGAUUCCUUGUGCCCACUCGCGACAUGGCGACGCAUGCCGUCCUUCCAGGCGUCCAGAUCUGGGACAUGGGCCACAAGAUUGGCGUGAAUGGCGUGGACAACGGCGCACUCUGGUUCGAUAACGUGCGCAUUCCUCGGUCGAAUCUGCUCAACAGCAUGUCGGACGUGGCGCAAGACGGCGCCUUCUCCAGCUCCGUGACGAGUAAGCGCGGCCGGUUCCUCGUCUUGGCCGACCAACUGCUCAGCGGCCGCGUGUGCAUCGCGUCCAUGUGCAUGGGCGGCACCAAGAUCACUCUGCUAAACGUCGUCCGGUACUCGUCAUCGCGGCUCGCGGUAGGCGAAACCGGCAAGUCCGACACCCCCAUCAUGCACUACCAGCUGCAACAGCGCAGCAUUGUGCCCUUGAUUGCGUCCACGUAUGCGCUCAAGUUUGGCUUGAAUUACGUGAAAGACCGAUAUGCAAGCCAAUCCAAGGACGACCACACCGAAGUGCUUCAAUUGUGUUGCAUUAUCAAGGCGUUGGUGACGUGGAACAACGAACAAGUGGCUACCAUCGGGCGAGAACGUUGUGGUGGACAAGGGUAUUCAAUAUAUAUAUAUAUUAUAUAUAUGAAAUAUGGUAGGUUUCUAUCGGCCAAUCGAUUCGGUGAAGCCAUCGCUGGGGCGCACGCGGGCAUCACGGCCGAAGGAGAUAACCGCGUCCUCACCCAGAAAGUGACCAAGGAAUUGCUCACCACCGUCAAGCCCAAAGACGUGGCCCAACACGUGGUGGUGUCCAAGUUGCCUGGGGUGCUCAAGCGCCUGGCACUUCAAGUGCCGUCGGACGUGACAAGUGCCGACGGUCAGCUGCAACUGUUCCGCAUCCGAGAACAGCACUUGCUGCUGGGGCUGGCGUCGCGACUACACAAGGCCAAAACUAACAAGGAGUCGCUGUUCAAGACGUGGAUGCUGAACGAGUCGGACGCGAUCCAAGCGGCGGCGGUGGCGUACGGGGAGCGCAUGGUGCUGGAAAAGACGAUCGAAGCUGUGCGAAACGCUGAACCGUCUGACCGCCACACGUUAAACUCGAUUCGAGCGCUGUAUGGACUGUCCCGCCUUGAGAAGGACCUGGGCUGGUUCACCGUGAACGAAAUCCUCACCCCAUCAGCGGGAUCUGCCGUGAUUGCCGAGUCUCAGGCCAAGUGCAAAGAGCUGGGUGGUGUCGCUGUCGAGUUGGUCGAAGGGUUUGGCAUCCCAGAACACAUGCAUCACGCUCCCAUUGCUGCCGACUGGGUCGACUACAACGCCACCCAAAACAACGGCGAAGUGCUCUAACUAGCUAGCCUGUGUGGGGAGUUAGUUGGAUUUCUAGCUCAUUCGCUAUUAUCGUGAAGAUAUCGGAGCCCAAAGAACCAGUAACAUGAGCUUAGCCCUUGUUGAUCUGCUGUGUGGGCCCAUAGAUAGGGCUUAACGUUCAGAAGGAGAUACUAUGGCCGUAAUAAACCAGUUUAUAAGG